UUCUAUAAUUCAACCUGAAAUCGCCACUCGCUCUUCCUUUUCAGUUCUCACGCGCACCUCCCUUUUCCCUCUCUUCUCUUCUUCCUCCCUCUGUCCACUGCCCGGCGCAGCAGUGGAGUCUCACGCUCCGGCCACGCCCUCUUUCAUCUUCUUCGCCUCGAUCCGGUGCGGCUAUGGGCACGGAUUCGAUGUCCUCCGACGCCAGCAGCAGCCUCGAUGAGCAGAUCUCGCAGCUCAUGCAGUGCAAGCCGCUCUCCGAGCAACAGGUUAGGGCAUUAUGUGAGAAAGCCAAAGAGGUUCUAAUGGAAGAGAGCAACGUACAGCCUGUGAAGAGCCCAGUAACAAUAUGCGGAGAUAUUCAUGGGCAAUUUCAUGAUCUUGCAGAACUUUUCCAAAUCGGAGGGAAGUGUCCAGACACCAAUUAUCUGUUUAUGGGAGAUUAUGUGGACCGGGGAUAUUAUUCUGUUGAAACUGUCACGUUAUUAGUGGCUCUAAAGGUUCGUUAUCCUCACCGGAUUACCAUUCUUCGAGGAAAUCACGAAAGUCGUCAGAUCACUCAGGUUUAUGGCUUUUAUGAUGAAUGUUUAAGGAAGUAUGGCAGUGCUAAUGUAUGGAAGACUUUUACAGAUCUUUUUGACUAUUUUCCUUUGACUGCCUUGGUUGAGUCUGAGAUAUUUUGCCUCCAUGGUGGGUUGUCCCCAUCCAUCGAAACCCUUGAUAACAUUCGAAACUUUGACCGUGUUCAAGAGGUUCCUCAUGAAGGCCCAAUGUGUGACUUAUUAUGGUCUGAUCCAGAUGAUCGGUGCGGCUGGGGGAUUUCACCUCGGGGUGCUGGCUAUACAUUUGGUCAGGAUAUUUCUGAACAAUUCAAUCACAUGAAUAAUUUGAAGUUGAUAGCUAGAGCUCAUCAACUGGUCAUGGAUGGAUUUAAUUGGGCUCAUGAACAAAAGGUGGUUACUAUAUUUAGUGCACCUAACUAUUGUUAUCGCUGUGGGAACAUGGCCUCAAUUCUAGAGGUCGAUGACUGCAGGAGUCAUACAUUUAUUCAGUUUGAGCCAGCACCCAGAAGAGGAGAACCCGAUGUCACUCGGAGAACGCCGGAUUACUUCUUAUAAGGCAGCUAAGUCGAAUCCUUCCCCUGUAUACCAUAACGGGUUGUGCAUCAAUGUAGGCAGAGAACCUGUGAACUUAUGCUGCCAUUGCCAUGCAUUGGUGGCUUUGCCUGCGAGCCAAGACUCUUUACAUAGAAAAAUCUCUGAUUUGUAUUUGAAGAUCAAGACAUCCUCGAGACACAAAGAUAUUCAACUUUCUUUUGCCCUCUCGGUCCUUUUCUUCCCACCCUAUAAUAUCCUCUCAAGUAGUUUUGUUUUGGUACAACACUUUGAUAUUGUAGUAAAUUAUUAUAGUGCUGGUGUUUUUCCUCUACUAGGUGUAAGCUAGUUGGUAUAUUAGUUCUUGUUAUGUUUGAAAAAGGCUGUUAAAACUAUUGGAAUUGUUACUUUUUGUUUCAAAAAAUUUAGUAUGAAGUAUAAUUUUGACCAUA
This is a messenger RNA of Momordica charantia (bitter melon), 1543 nucleotides long. It is a transcript of the gene PP2A-4, whose product is annotated as protein phosphatase 2A-4. Gene Ontology annotation, molecular function: protein serine/threonine phosphatase activity. The record is from RefSeq and is a predicted model, not a curated record. NCBI's taxonomy places the organism in Eukaryota, Viridiplantae, Streptophyta, Magnoliopsida, Cucurbitales, Cucurbitaceae.